Molecule: messenger RNA, 1053 nt
Organism: Talaromyces rugulosus
Lineage: Eukaryota; Fungi; Ascomycota; Eurotiomycetes; Eurotiales; Trichocomaceae
Exons: 7
Coding region: 1-1053 (350 amino acids)
Biological process (GO): purine ribonucleoside salvage
Cellular component (GO): nucleus; cytosol
Molecular function (GO): adenosine kinase activity
Source: RefSeq, a predicted model, not a curated record
AUGGCUGCUGCUCAAGGAUACCCUCUCCUGUGCUUGGAGAACCCUCUUCUCGACAUUCAGGGCGUUGGAGACGAUGACUUGCUGAAGCAGUACGACAUCAAGGCUAACGAUGCCAUCCUCGCCGAGGACAAGCACAUGGGACUGUACGAGGACUUGCUGCAGAACCGCGACGCCAAGUUGAUUGCCGGCGGUGCUGCCCAGAACACUGCACGAGGUGCUCAAUACAUCCUCCCCGAGAACUCGGUCGUCUACAUUGGCUGCGUCGGCAAAGACAAGUACGCCGACAUCCUGACCGACGCCUGCAAAAAGGCCGGUGUGUACACCGAAUACCGCGUCGACGAUGUCCAGCCCACUGGCAAGUGUGGUGUUGUCAUCACUGGUCACAACCGUAGCAUGGUUACUCACCUUGCUGCCGCCAACGAAUACAAGCCCGAGCACCUUCAGCAGCCCAAUGUGUGGUCUCUGGUCGAAAAGGCUCAGGUCUACUACGUCGGUGGCUACCACUUGACGGUCUCUGUGCCUGCCAUUUUGUUGCUUGCCGAGGAGGCUGUUUCCAAGAACAAGACCUUCAUCUUCUCCCUCUCCGCCCCAUUCAUUCCCCAAUUCUUCAAGGACCAGCUCGACAGCGUGGUCCCGUACACCGACUACCUGAUCGGAAACGAAACCGAAGCCCUCACCUACGCCGAAAACCACGGCUGGGGCAUCACCGACAUCACCGAAAUCGCCAAGAAGCUGGCUACCUUGCCCAAGAAGAACGCUCAACGUCCUCGUGUCGCCAUUGUCACUCAGGGAACUCUGCCUACCGUUACUGCUGUUGCCAAGGCCGAUGGCUCGGUGGAGGUGAAGGAGUACCCUGUCCAUGAGAUCGCCAAGGAGAAGAUUAACGAUACCAACGGUGCUGGUGACGCAUUCGCCGGAGGCUUCACCGCCGGUAUCGUGCAGGGCAAGACCCUCGACGAGAGCGUCGACCUUGGCCAAUGGCUCGCCAGCCUCAGCAUCCAAGAAUUGGGUCCUUCUUACCCCUUCCCCAAGCAGACCUAUGCCCGCAAGUAG